This is a messenger RNA of Rhinichthys klamathensis goyatoka, 1128 nucleotides long. Its product is annotated as calcineurin subunit B type 1-like. Gene Ontology annotation, molecular function: calcium-dependent protein serine/threonine phosphatase regulator activity; calcium ion binding. The record is from RefSeq and is a predicted model, not a curated record. NCBI's taxonomy places the organism in Eukaryota, Metazoa, Chordata, Actinopteri, Cypriniformes, Leuciscidae. The coding region runs from base 72 to 554 and encodes 160 amino acids. The transcript is spliced from 5 exons.
UUCAAUAAAAAAAGUUGAUAAUCUUAUGUUUUCUUCUUUUGUAGGGAAAUGAGGCAAGUUAUCCCUUGGAAAUGUGCUCGCAUUUCGAUGCUGAUGAGAUUAAAAGGCUGGGAAAGAGGUUUAAGAAACUCGACCUGGAUAACUCGGGAUCCCUGAGUGUGGAGGAGUUCAUGUCUUUGCCCGAGUUACAGCAGAACCCACUGGUGCAGAGAGUCAUCGAUAUAUUCGACACGGACGGCAACGGAGAGGUGGAUUUCAAAGAGUUCAUCGAGGGCGUCUCUCAGUUCAGUGUGAAGGGGGAUAAGGAAAUGAAGCUUCGCUUCGCUUUCAGGAUCUACGACAUGGACAAGGACGGCUACAUCUCCAACGGGGAGCUGUUCCAGGUGUUGAAGAUGAUGGUGGGCAACAACCUGAAGGACACGCAGCUGCAGCAGAUCGUGGACAAGACCAUCAUCAACGCAGACAAGGACGGGGACGGGAGGAUAUCCUUCGAGGAGUUCUGCGCUGUCGUGGGAGGUCUCGAUAUACACAAGAAGAUGGUCGUGGAUGUGUGAGCGAGUCCGUCUCUCUCCACCAGACCCGCUUUCCUCUCAUCUCUGACGAUCUGCUCAAGAUAUCCAGCAAAUGCUCUCUGUGUAUUUCAAUGGAAGUAUUUAAGCCACUUUUGUCAAAUAGAAGCCUUGUCAAGCCAACGUGUGAGUGUUAUUGACCUCCGAUCUGCUCAAUAACCUGCUGUAGCACUUUAUGGGCUCAUGGACACUGAAAGAGCAUGUCAGGUAAAGGGGAAAGAGCAUUGGCUUGUCCAUAUUUAUUUAGGGGUUUUUUGUUUUGUUGAAAUGCUUCUUUUUUAAUAUUUAUUUUGUUUCAUCUUUUUUUUUUUUUUUUUAAAUUAAGUAUAAUAUAAAUAAGUAUAUGUAGGGUAUGACGUGCCAAGCAGAACAAACAAGCUUGUUCCAUUGCAUGACGUAAAGAUGCAAUGUUUGCUUUUUUUCCUGUUACGCUUUGUGAUAUAAUCUAUUUCUAUCAUUCUAGCAUUUUGGAUUUUAGCAUCUAACCAUGUUUAAUACCUGUUUUUGUAUUAAUCGUGAUAUAAUGUUUAUGUAUAAAUGUUUAUAUUGUUGGAAAGUG